CUCUACCGCCCCCGCCUCCAGGAGAGGCUCUACCGCCCCCGCCUCCAGGAGAGGCUCUACCGCUCCCGCCUCCAGGAGAGGCUCUACCGCCCCCGCCUCCAGGAGAAGCUCUACCGCCCCCGCCUCCAGGAGAAGCUCUACCGCCCCCGCCUCCAGGAGAGGCUCUACCGCCCCCGCCUCCAGGAGAGGCUCUACCGCCCCCGCCUCCAGGAGAGACUCUACCGCCCCCGCCUCCAGGAGAGGCUCUACCGCCCCCGCCUCCAGGAGAGGCUCUACCGCCCCCGCCUCCAGGAGAGGCUCUACCGCCCCCGCCUCCAGGAGAAGCUCUACCGCCCCCGCCUCCAGGAGAAGCUCUACCGCCCCCGCCUCCAGGAGAGGCUCUACCGCCCCCGCCUCCAGGAGAGGCUCUAC
Volvox carteri f. nagariensis is the source of this 411-nucleotide messenger RNA. RefSeq lists its product as uncharacterized. Lineage: Eukaryota; Viridiplantae; Chlorophyta; Chlorophyceae; Chlamydomonadales; Volvocaceae. The transcript has a single exon. The annotation marks the transcript as partial. The record is from RefSeq and is a predicted model, not a curated record.